Molecule: messenger RNA, 3752 nt
Organism: Rhododendron vialii
Lineage: Eukaryota; Viridiplantae; Streptophyta; Magnoliopsida; Ericales; Ericaceae
Product: putative pentatricopeptide repeat-containing protein At2g02150
Exons: 4
Coding region: 220-2595 (791 amino acids)
Molecular function (GO): protein binding
Source: RefSeq, a predicted model, not a curated record
GCCAAGAGAAAUAGUCUCACUCACUCACCAUAAUCCCCUUUGCCGAAUCGAAACCUGAUACUCCUAUUAAUCAGCAGAAUCAAACAUUGCCGCUCUCGUGGGACUUGGGAGCCACACUGCCCUACAAGAAAAACCCUAAAACCCACUUCCAAAAUUUCCACUUAUUGCUCAACAAAUAUCUUCUUUGUAUGCAUAAUCAAUGCACAGUGAUGAACGUCCAUGUUCUCUCUCAACAGGAACGUAAUCGGUGCAUCGAAAAUGGGAUCAACCAUUGAAGCAGCUAUAUGGUUCUUUGCUCAAAGAAUGUUACUUCUCCUCCGCAGCUUAUUCGGUAGAAGAUCUCAUCGCGUAAGCGUUUUCUCGUUGACUCCUCCUAAGGGUUCCAAUAAUAAUAAUCACAUAUAUCUUAGCUCUUUGAAUGGUUCUUCCCAACUAGUCUCUCCAUUUUUCUUGACCUGUAUCAGUAAUUUUCUUUGUUUUUUUCGAUGCCCAUUCGGCAGCGAAGCGAGUUUUGACAAGUUUGGUGAAGUGUUUGAUAGGCGAUGGGUAUCCGAAAUUGUUAGAGAAGGCAGGUGGGAUGAUGCUAGGAUUGUUAAUUUGUUCGGUUCGGGUUUAGCUCCGGUUUGGGUUCCGAGAAUAUUGGUGGCAUUGAAGGAAGACCCACCAUUAGCUUUGAAGUUGUUUAAAUGGGCUAAAACCCGUGUUGGGUUUUGCCACACGACAGAGUCAUAUUGUUUACUAGCUCACAUACUGUUCUGUUGUAGGAUGUAUGCUGAUGCUCAUGAUAUUCUGAAAGAUUUAGUUACUUCAACUCAGGUGUCGUCGGUUUGUGAUUUGUUUGAUGUCUUGUGGUCAACGAGGAAUGUUUGUGUUUCGGGUUAUGGGGUAUUUGAUGCAUUCUUUAGUGUGUUGGUUGAAUUGGGGAUGCUGGAGGAAGCAAGUGACUGCUUUUUGAGAAUGAAGAGAUUUAGAGUUCUUCCGAAAGUGCGUUCUUGUAACUAUCUCUUACAGAGGCUUUCAAAGACCGGCAAAAGUGAACUGUCAAUGAAAUUUUUUAGAGAUGUGGUUUCAGCUGGAGUACCAGCGUCUGUGUUUACGUAUAACAUACUGAUUGACUACAUGUGUAAAGAAGGAGAUUUGAAAACUGCUGGGAUCCUGUUUGAACAGAUGAAGAAGAUGUGCAUCAUGCCAGACAUUGUGACUUAUAAUACACUUAUUGAUGGGCAUGGAAAGCUUGGACAUUUAGAUACAUCUGUUAGUAUAGUUCAUGAAAUGAAGGCUGCAGGUUGUGAUCCUGAUGUUGUAACUUACAAUGCUUUGAUUAAUUGUUUUUGUAAAUACGAGAGGAUAUCAGAGGCAUUUAAGAUUCUCCACGAGAUGAAGGAAAGUGGUUUGAAACCAAAUGUCAUAACUUACAGCACAUUCAUAGAUGCUUUUUGCAAGGAAGGGAUGAUGCAAGAGGCCAUCAAGUUUUUUGUGGACAUGAGACGAAUUGGUCUUAUGCCAAAUGAGUUCACUUAUACGUCUCUGAUAGAUGCAAAUUUUAAAGGCGGUCAUCUUGAUGAUGCUCUAAAACUUGUCAAAGAGAUGUUACAGGCUGGGGUCGAGUUGAACAUUGUUACUUAUACAACAAUAGUUGAUGGUUUAUGUGACGAAGGGAGGAUGAAGGAGGCUGGAGAAGUUUUUAUAGCAAUGCUGAAAGCUGGGGUAGCUCCUAAUCGACAAAUUUUUACUGCGCUUGUUCAUGGAUAUAUUAAGGCAAAAAACAUGGAGAACGCCAUGGAUAUUUUGAACGAAAUGAAAGGAAAAAGCAUCGAACCAGACUUGGUGGCGUAUGGAAUUAUCAUAUGGGGUCUCUGCAACCAGGAAAAGGUUGACGAAGCCAAGACUUUAUUUAAUGAGAUGAAGGCAUUUGGUAUAGAAGCAAAUCAUUUUGUCUACACAAACCUUAUUGAUGCAUAUUUUAAGGCAGGAAAAGCCACACUGGCACUAAAUCUUCUACAAGAAAUGCAAGAGAAAGGUAUUAACCCUACAGUUGUUACAUAUUGUGCAUUAAUUGAUGGUUUGUGCAAAUUGGGAUUGGUCAAUGAGGCCAUCAGACAUUUCCAUAUGUUGAGGGACAUGGGUUUACAGCCAAAUGUUGUGGUUUAUACAGCCCUAAUUGAUGGCCUUUGUAAAAAUAAAUGCGUGGAAAAAGCCAGAGAGCUGUUUGAUGAAAUGCUGAAUAAGGGCAUGCUUCCAGAUAAAACUGCUUACACAUCAUUGAUUGAUGGGAACUUAAAGGUUGGAAAUACCCAAGAAGCCUUGGAUUUGCAAAAGAGAAUUGUUGAAAACGGUAUGGAGCUUGAUCCUGUUGCCUAUACCUCGUUGAUUGUGGGCCUUUCUAAAUGCGGCCAAAUGCGACAAGCAAGAAACUUUCUUGGUGAGAUGAUUGCAAAAGGUAUGCUUCCUGAUGUGGCUGUUUAUAGUUCUCUGGUGAGGAUGUAUUAUGAGCUAGGCAAUGUGGAUGAGGCUCUUGAGCUGCAAAAUGAAAUGGUGGAAAAGGGUCUUAUUGGUGGCAUAAGCGAUGAUGCUGUUCUCCAUGUUCAAACUUGAGAGGGUUCUAAAAUGCAGACAUGUCCUUGGUGCUAUUACAUUUAUGACUUGAACCAACAAUGAUGGCUUGUUGGGUUGUUGGUGGAGAAGAAUACAAGCGAAUAAAUGUAACAUGCACUUAUUAUACAGAUUUAGAGACUCUUGCACUGAUGCUGCCCUGUACAUGGUCACAACCUUCAGUUGAGGCUGGUUUGUCGAUGAGCGAUCGUUGGAUAGCUUUCGGAGUGUAGAUGGUUGCUGUGAAGUCGGUAUGUGGCACUGAAUCACUAUCAGGGUUUAUCUGGUUCAAGCAUCUCGAUAUAUUAUGAGGUGGAUUUACAGUUGAGUGAUAGUAUUGAUCAGCUCAUAUGGCAUGGGGUUAAUGGAGUGAAACUGUUCUGCAUGUUUUAGGAAGACGUCCUUUCAGAAAUCUGGUGGUCAGAAUUACAUAAAGGGUUAUUUUCGAUGUGGCACUGAUGAAAGCGUCGAUUUGAGACAAGGAAUGGUAUCUCAGGAGUUGUUGGUAAGCUAGACAUUGAAAAGGCAUUUGACCAUGUGAAUUGGGACUUUUAUGUGUUGGAGUUGAUGGGCUUUGAGGAGCAACGAAGGAGGUGGAUUAAAUGGGGUACUUCCCAGGUGUGUGUGCUUUAUUUAGUCUAUCUUGGAAAUAAACAAGAGGUGCCUAUUCCAAUGGAAAAGGUACAAAAGGAUAAUUCUGAGAUGGUAAACGAGGCCCCACAAGAUUGAAGCUUCUGAAAGUGCUGGGUGUUCAACUGCAAGAAAGGUUUUUCAAGCAUUGGAACAUGAGAGAGGCGCUGUCUGGGUCUUUAUUAGGAGACAAUAUGGUCCUAUGUUGGAGGAAUAUCUUAAAAAGCACUUGAGGGGUUCAGGCAUAUCUACUGUUAUCCAUUUGAAUUAAACCAUGGACUUUUGUGCAAAAACUUGGAGACGCAAUUUUUAUCCCUGCUGGCCAUCAAGUUUGAAACUUGAAGGUAGUGGGAGUUACUUUAAUUAGGUUAAGAUUCUAUAGUUUGAAGUUGCUACUAUUAGAAUCAUUAGAUCGUCAGGAGAAUGUGAUCAUGUACCAUUCUCCUAGAAGCUGUAUUAUUUCUUAUACCACCAGACAUGGUACUGAUACAAAAAUAUGAAGGCAGAAACAGACAUGCACAAAAUCAAUG